GGUUCAAGGGAAUUGCAGAUCGUUAAUUCUCCACCACCUUCUGGUCUCCCCGUUGGUUGGGUCGUCGAGGAAAGGCCACGAGUCUCUAAGCCCACUCACAUUGACAGGUAUUACUAUGAGCCAUACACUGGAAGAAAGUUUCGUUCUCUGUUAUCUGUUCAGAGACACCUCGCAGAAAAAGGAGUCAAUGUUGUUACCAAGAGAAUGCCGUCAGAAAAUAAAAACACUAAAUAUAUCGACUCAGGGGCAGGACAGUGUAGUUCCUUGAGAGCUGUUGAGAAAUUCUUAUCAGAAGGAAAUCCAUGUACAACAACACCCAAGUCAGUGAGAAAAUCAGACCCAGGCACCGGAGAGCAAAGAGCUCGUGGUGGUAGAAGUGGCCAAAAAACUGUCCACAAACGCCCUUCAGUUGUGGAAGAAAAUAAAAACACUCUAAAGUCCCUGAAACUCACCGUUCAAUCUCCGAAGCUGGAUUCUGUGAAGAAAACCAAGUUAGAGGAGAAUAACAGAGUUUCCAUGCAUAACUUAACUGAACCACCACCGGCAAAAGUAAGUUGGGUUCUGUCUUGUCCCGGGGGUUUCUGGUGCCCUUUCCUCGAUGAUUCUGUUGUAUCAGAAUCUGAAAAGCUGAAAUGGUCUGAAGCAUUUGUACUAUCCAUCUAUGGUGAUGGAGUUCUUAAUGGAUUUAAUAGCUGAGUUUUGCAGGGUUCACAAUGGAGAAGACCGGAAUUAUUGGUGAGCAAGUGAUGAUACCUUGUAGCUUAUAUUGUAGAUGGGAUUUUCCACUUGACUUAUCCAAACCUGUAUGCAGAUAGUGUUAUAUUUCACUGACUACAUUAUCUUUUGUGGUGUAAGAUGUUAGAACUUAAAUCUUAUGUAAACUAUUCAAGUGUCCCACUAAGCUGACCUUAAUAGGUUAUUUCAAUGACUAAUGAUGUAGGUUUAUCA
Messenger RNA from Cajanus cajan (pigeon pea), 948 nucleotides. It is a transcript of the gene MBD7, whose product is annotated as methyl-CPG-binding domain 7. The record is from RefSeq and is a predicted model, not a curated record. Gene Ontology annotation, molecular function: DNA binding. NCBI's taxonomy places the organism in Eukaryota, Viridiplantae, Streptophyta, Magnoliopsida, Fabales, Fabaceae.